UUUUACUGUACUUGUCCAUGGCGGCUUUUCCUCUACUUCAUAUGGCACUGCAACAUCAACACCAAUGGCAACACAACCAUAAUAAAAACUAAUGAGUUGUGCUCGGUUGUUAUACAGGGUAUUCCUAGUUAGUUGGGUGUACUAGAUAUUAGUUGGGAUGUCUAAGUAAGGGGAUAUAUAUAGUGGUUGUAAAACAUAAAGAUGCUUAACUUUCUUAUAAAUAUAGCAGAAAAACGGUUUCCUAACUUCAGAAUCUGAUUCUGAAUCUGAUUCUAUAAAGAAUCUUAUAGUCAAAAUAUAAUCCUUUCGUAAUCGUCAUUCUUUCUACAAUGAAUACAAUAAGUUCUGAGUACUAAGUAUCUUCUAGUCUUAUCCUUAGAUAACCAUUCUAACAAUGUUUUUGCUGUCCAAUGUUGAUGUCUGAUGUCUGCUCUGUGUCUUUGGCCCAGUGCAUUACCCUUUGCCACACUUUACACGCUUGCAUUCUUCUGAUUUCUUUAUUUCUUUUAUACUCCUCGUGGAGUUCUGUCUUAAUUAUCUGUAAUUGAUUACAUCUAAGCGGGCGCCCUAAGUGCCGAUUGUUUACCUAGAAAUUAAACGCACCUAACAAACAGAGUGCGUAAACAAAUAAAAACAAGAGCGCGUGGAAAAAUAACCUUCGUGAUGAUAGGAUCCUCAAAAAUAAGAAGCCGAAAAUGAUGAUGCAGCAGAUGCAGUUUGUAUAUUGAUAUGAGAUAAUGCUCUUAAGUGCCUGAAAAUGCUCUUUCUCUUUGGAGUUUUACAUACUAACUCUACGGGUUUGAGUGCUCUUUAUUCAGCCGGCUGAAUGAGAAUUACUCACUCAAAAUGAUAAUUAACAGGAAAAGGUUUUGGUUUGUCAAGAAAUAAUAGUCUAAAGAUACUUUUCUGUAUAUUAUUUCUAUAUAUUUAUGAUUAUAUUUAAGAAAAUAUGAAUUUUAAAACCAAAUUCCUAUAAAAACUCAACUGGAAACCCAAGUAAGACCAAGUUUCUUUUGUGUUUUUCACUCAGCGCUCAUAUGACUCAUGGCAAACGAGAGCUAGCAGCUGUCAGGGCUAGCAGUUAGCCGCUAGAGAGUCUCACUCUUGCUCACUACUGCUCUCUCUCUCAAUCUCUCUUUCUCUCUCUCUAAAAGUAUCUUAUUCAGCAAAACUCAGCCAUCGACUAGCAGCUGUUGGUCUCUCGCUGACUUUAUUUUCAUUUCAAUUGCAGAGCCGCGUACAACGCGUUACCGCUUUGUUGGAUUAUUUUUUUCGUCAUAUCUAGUACUGAAAUUGUAUCUGCAAGAUACACGUAUAUAUAAAUAUUCUUCUGCCGCCUAGCACACACGUGUGUCAAUAUUUUGUAAGCAAAUAUAUACACGAAAAUCCACAAAAAAAAGAUAAAAAAGCAAAGAAAGAACGAGUGCUUUCAAGGGCCCCAAACAAAGAGCAGAUUCUGCGUCAUCUGAUCUCCGGGGAGCUGAAUCACAUCACAACCUUUAUAUUUCUCAACGCGAGUGCUUCGAGUGUCGUUGUUUACUGUAGUAUAUUUGUGUGUGCUGCGAAGACGCGCUUUUCGAUCGCGUUCUACAUUUUCGGAUCGGAAUCAUUUAAGUCGCUCGCUCUAAACUCGCUAACCAAGAGAUUCGACUCUCUUUUUGCAUACUAAAUAAUAUCAAUAUAUAAAUAUACAAAGAUAUCUAGUUUUUACGCCCAGGUAUUACGAAACCCCGGCACUAAAAGUGAAAUUUUUAACGCAACAACCCGAAAGUCCCCCAUAGCAAAAUCAAAAAAAAAAAAAGAAAAAUAAAUUAUCUUCGUGUGUUGGCAAAAAAAAUGAAAUGAAAAGUGACUUGUGACAUAUCAGAGAAAUCAAAAUUAUAUAUCACUGAAUUAAACCCAACAUAAACCCACUUAGACAACGCAGCGCAUUCAUUUGGAUUAAUCAAUUUUCAUUUUCGGACAACCGACCAACAGGCAUGCUGUACAGCGAUUUCUACAUUCUAGCCGAGACCUGUUUUAAAUGAGAUUUAACUAGAUAAAUGAAUGAAGGCUUCGAACCUGCAACGCAUGGCAUCAGCAAAACGGACGGAAGCUGCAUCAGCCACCAUAGUCAGAACCACAACGGGAACGGAAUCGGCGGUAUCAACGGAAACGGUAUCAUUGUCCACCAUCUUGGUGGAGUCCUGCGCAACACUGACCUGGCCAGCGGGGCCAUGGAGUGUCUGCCGAUGAGCAGUGCCGCCCAUCACCCACAUCUGAUGGCGGGUGCCGCGGGAGUCGGAACUGUUUCUGCCUCGCCAACGGCCACUGUUGUUGUGGGGGCAACGUAUCCGCAUCACCUGCACCAUCAUCACCUGAGCCACCAUACGCCCUACAGCAAUAGCUACGGGAGCCAUCACAUCCACAGCGAGCAGACCAAGUCGCUGCAGGAGCUGCAGCACGAGGUGGGUGCCCUGCUGGAGUUCCGGGAUUUGGUGAUCGAAACAUUUCCCGAUCUCAAGCACAAGAUGGCCUCAAUGUCGGCAACACCCUCAACGCCCACAUCUUCGGUGGGUGCCAUCGGUGGUAGUCACUCGGUGGGUGGCGGCAGCUCUUCGUUAGCCACAAGCAGGCGUGAAUGGGAGCCGGGUAUACGUAUGAAGCGAAAAUUGUCGCACAAGGAACCGUCCACGUCGUCAGCGUCGGCAGCUGCUCCUUCAUCUGGAGCGGAGGCUUCGUCCUCGUCGCUGACACGCAGCCGCAGCAACUCGCACAGCGGCAAGAAAGAGCCAAAGAGCGGAGAGAACAACAACGGCAGCGUUGUCCAAGACUCCGGCUUCUCAACGGAGACCAGUUCCUCCAAGGAGGGCCACAGUGCCUCCUCCACCAAUGGUGCUAUGACGCAGGUGGCCAUAGCAGCAAAUCGACUGAGCUGCGCGGAAUCUGACGAUGAGCUGCUCAACCUUUUGGACGUCAUUCACCGCAAGUCCAAUCGUUUACGCGAGGAGGUGGAGCAACUGCAGAGCUACGAACGCCAGCAGGGAGAUGCCCAGAAAACAGGAGGGAGCGAGGGCAAGGGUGCCAACAAGGACGCAAUGACACCGCAGCAGUUCCGGGAGCAAGUGGAGCGCCUCAAUCGCGAGGACAUCAAACAGCUGCGCAAGGAACGCGAUCGUCUGCUGGACAAGCUGGCCGAAAUGGAGGCGGAGACUCUGACUGGUCGGAUAAAGGCAGCCAAGAUGAGCGACCAGGUGGAAGAACUGGUAGGAGUGAAAAAGGAUCUCGAGGAGCAGCUGAAACUGGCGAUGGCCCAGAAGCUGGAGUUGAGUUCGCGGGUGCAACAGUUGCAGCAGCAACAGCAGCAGCAGCAAAGCAAGAGCUCUUCCAGUGGCAGCCAGUCGGAUUACUCCAGUCAACGCAACUUUCUAUCCUCAGCCACCACGGUGCUCUCCAAUGGCAGUCGCCCCAACAGCAACAACACAUUCCAGCCGGUCGUCCUUGAUCAGCCAGCGCAGGAAGCAUUCCAUCAAAGCUCAGGCAGUGAUAUAACCUCGAGGAAACAGCAACAGCAGCAAUCCUUGGGACGUCUUGAUGGCAUCGUUAGCACGCCCGGUACUCGCAACUCCAAAUGCCGUUUGACCGAUUCCAAACGAUUCGCGGCCAUUCUCCUAGAGACGAAUGUUCUGGAGCUGCAGCGUCACCUGCUAACCCUUACCGUGCAGAACCAGGUGCUGGCCCAAAAACUGGACUCGUCCAGUAAGUCCAAGACGCUGCUGGCCAAGCGGCUGGACAAGAGCAGCGAGGAGUUUGAGCAUCUGCGUUAUCAGCUAGAGGAGAAGAGCAUCGAGCUGGAGGGCACUAAGGCGCAGUUGCGACUCGUGGAGUCACGCCUGCAGGCGAAUAAUAGCACCACCAAUUCGUAUCUGCAUUCCUCGCAGCAUGACUACGAGACCAAUCGCUCCUCGGCUUCCACCACGUUGAUGCUGAGUCGUCGCGGAGUUUCCGACUCAGUGGACUCCGCUUCGACGGCCAUGCCCGCCCCGACAGUAACGCAGAUUAGUACGCCGAGCAUGAAGGCCAUGGUGCCGCUGGCCAUGGACGAGCUGCAGCAGCACAGCAGUAGCACGGAGUCGGCCCACGAGCACGAGAAUCAAGCGCUUCGGACACCCAACAACACGACGAACUCCCCGCUGAGCAAGACAAUGAUGAAUACAAGUCCAUGUCCGGUGGGCAGCAGUACGCCCAGUAACAUUGCCGCCCGUGUGAUGAGCAUCAGUGUGGGUGGGGUUAGUCCGUUUGAGGGCAUGACUCCACCGCCGCGUCAGAAUGCUUUCCGAAAGUUUGGAAGUGCCAGUAAGCCCAGCAAGAUCCCCCUGCCGGGCAGCAAGGCGGCGGCCUAUUUCUCGGGGAAACCGCCAACGGGAAGACCUUCAACGGCGGGACGAUCUCCUCCAUCGGCGCACAAUUCGAGUAGCACCUCGUAUGGCAGUAAAUCCUCACUGAGCCGAAGCACUGGCAAUCUGCAGAGCUUGCGAAGAGCGGACACAUCCGCCUCCAAUCAUUCGCUUAGUACGAACACCAGCCGCAGUUCGACCUCCUCUUCGAUACCGCUGGCCACCACACCUUACUCAUCCGGCUCGACUGGCAAUCGCAGCCAGCCGUUAGCCGCAACGACUCCGUCCCCGCGUGUGCUCCAGAAUUCACCGUUGCCCAAGCUGAAACGAGAUACGAUCAGCUCGAGGGUGCGUCAUCUGGACUCUCUGUCGCGUUCCCAACAAUCACCGGAGGUCAUGAAGGGCACAAAUGCCACCUCCAUUGCCGCCCAGCUAAGUUCGACGCUGCGCAAGGAUCUCCAGCUGAGUGGAAACGGAACGGGGGCAGCAGCCUAUCAUCAUCAGAACCACAGGCGAAGUGGUCACUCGCCGGCUUCCAAUUCUUCCGGUAGUGGAGUGUCCCGGCGUUAUAGUAGCGCCUCGACUGGUGGUUCCGGUGGUCGGGUCAUUGGCCGGGAUCAGGGUGAGAACAUCACGCCAACGUCCAGUUUUGGCGGCGACAGUGAUAGUGGCAAGAAUUUGGCCAACAACGUUGAUAAGCCAAAUUUCCGUCUCAAUAACCACAAUUGGCAACUAUGGCAAACGAACAGCAACAGCAACAGCAGCAGCAGAAGCCAGGGAAAGAUUCAAAUGGAAAAGCCGUAUCCAACCCUUGAGCUGCACGAUGUGUCCGAGGAGACGGCCUACGAUUCGUAUUACACCGAGUAUACAACGCCCGAUUCCAUGGACUGUGGCAGUAGCAAUAUCUUGGUAACCUUUGACUAUGGCUACAGUGACUCCAUCGAGGCCAGAGCUGAUCUGGCAUUGCUUCAGGAUAAUGUUGAUGAUGAUGAUGAUGAUCGGGGUGAUGGCGCUGUUCCUUUACCUGGUGAUGGGUAUGCAGAUGGAGAUGGUGCCAUUUGGUUUGGUACUCCGCCGAAGGAGAAGAGGGACGAGAAACUGUUUGAGGUGCAUCAUGUGCAGCACAAGCUGCUGGACGACAGCCUCCAGUCUCUGAUCUCCUACGACGUUGAUGAUUUUGAAGAGGAGGAGCUAUCGGAACCAGAGCCAGAUGAAGAGAUCUUCUAUGACAGCAUUGAGUGUGUUUAAGCAGGGGGGCACGUGUUUUUUUUUUAACUAUCAACUAUCAUAUCUAAAACUAGUCUUUAUUUUUGAAAAACCUUCUUCUUUUUUUGUAAUUAUCGAAAGGAAAAUGGAUAAUAUAUGUAUGUAGCUGUUAGUAUAUAGUAUAUAGUUAUGUGACGUAUAUAAUGUUGAUUCGGCUUAACUAUCCAAGAGCCCUGCAAUGAAAGAUUGUAAUUGAAAUGAUUUGUGACUGAAUUUGGUUUGAUCGUUAGGUUUGUUUUUCUCCCAACCCCGUUAACCAUUCAGGGCUUUAGUCUAUACGCUUGAUGGUUUCUUCGACUAUUUAUUAGUAGCAUACUAAAAUGUAUGUCUUAACCACUACUUUGUAUGUAUUAAUUAGUAUGUGUGUGCAUCAUUGUAAGAGUCUUAAGUUAGUUAUCACCAAGCACCAUUGCCUAUUUACUCAAAACUAUAAUUAAUUUACGCGUACUAGGAUGGCUAAGUAGUUUAGUUGUUAAUAAAAUUUAGUUAACACAUUGCAUCUAAUGUAUGUAUGUACAGUUUGAUAUACCAUCUAAUAUUAUGUAUGUAUUUUAUUUAAGUUUUGGAAGGCAAAUGUAAUAGGGUCUACUAUAUAUCUAUCAUGUUAUCACGAAAAACUGCGUUUACUACAUUUAUAAAACCAAACAUAAAAAGAAAAGAAAAAACAGACAUUAGAAGAGAGAGGUAAAUAAAUGAUUACGAUUCAUAUUAAAGCUAAUAAUAAUAUAUAUUCAAAAGGCAGCAAAUGUAGACAUGUAUCCAUUUAAACAGCAAAUGUAAUUGAUAAACACAUAUAAAUGAAACAAAAAAGAAACUAAAAUAAAAAGAAUAAAAAAUAA
Molecule: messenger RNA, 6481 nt
Organism: Drosophila eugracilis
Lineage: Eukaryota; Metazoa; Arthropoda; Insecta; Diptera; Drosophilidae
Gene: jvl
Product: serine-rich adhesin for platelets
Exons: 6
Coding region: 2043-5624 (1193 amino acids)
Source: RefSeq, a predicted model, not a curated record